This is a messenger RNA of Nicotiana attenuata, 1652 nucleotides long. RefSeq names its product embryonic protein DC-8-like. The transcript is spliced from 2 exons. Bases 116 to 1510 code for a protein of 464 amino acids. The record is from RefSeq and is a predicted model, not a curated record. Lineage: Eukaryota; Viridiplantae; Streptophyta; Magnoliopsida; Solanales; Solanaceae.
AUUCGGAGAAGAACCACGAACAUAAUUUUCAGUACACUCUCUUAAAGUUGAUAAAGUGAAGAACAAAACUCUGAUUUUCUUCUUGCGUUAGCCUUAAAUUUUAAAAGCAGAAGCAAUGGAGUCAAGACAAGGAGUGAGAGAAGAAAGGGCUGCAGUGAAAGAAGAAAGGGCAGAAGCAGCAGCAAGAUUAGCAGCAGACGAACUCAGUGAUGUGAACAAAGAAAGAAGGGCUCAAGAAUAUGAACAAAAGCCCGGUGUUAUUGGUAGUAUAAUCAAAACAGUUCAAGGAACUCUUGGACAUGCUAAAGAAGCAGUCACCGGAAAAGCCCACGAAACCGCCGCUGUUACAAGCGACACCGCCGGUAUAGUGGCGGAAAAUGCAAAACAUUCAAAAGAUGUUGCUGCUGACAAAACACAACAAGCUAAAGAUAGUACAACUGGUAAAGCAGUAGAGUACAAGGAUUCUGCUGCUGAAAAGGCAAAGCAAGCAAAAGAUGCGACGAUGCAGAAAGCUAAGGAGUACAAAGAUUAUGCUGCAGAUAAAGCCAAAGAAGCGAAAGAGAGUACAACUGGUAAAGCGGUAGAGUACAAGGACUAUGCAGCGGAGAAGGCGAAACAAGCAAAGGAUACAACUAUGGAGAAAGCUAAAGAAGCAAAAGACAGUACAACUGCUAAAGCAGGAGAGUACAAGGACUAUGCAGCAGAUAAAGCGAAAGAAGCAAAAGACAGUACAACUGCUAAAGCAGGAGAGUACAAGGACUAUGCAGCGGAGAAAGCGAAAGAAGCAAAGGACACAACGAUGCAGAAGACUGAGGAAUACAAGGACUACACAGCCGAGAAAGCGAAAGAAGGCAAAGAUACCACAGUGGGCAAAUUAGCAGAGUUGAAGGAUUCUGCUGCGGACGCGGCGAGGCGCGCUAUGGAUAUGUUAACUGGAAAAAAGGAGGAGACAAAACAGAAAGCGGGGGAGACGGCUGAAGCGACGAAGCAGAAGGCGGAGGAGACGGCGGAAGUUACUAAGCAGAAGGCGGAGGAGACGGCGGAAGCAGCUAAGCAGAAGGCACAGGAUAUUAAUCAAGCUGCUAAGGAGAAAUAUCAUGAGACUGAAGAAGCAACAAGGAGGAGAAUGGAUGAAAUGAAAAUUAGUGAAGGUGGUGAUUAUGAGAAAAGGGACGAGAGUAAGGCGGCGGCUUCUGGCGGUGGUGGCACCGGUGGUGGUGGUGGUGGUAUAUUUGGUGCACUUGGGAGUGUGCGAGACGCAAUUAAAGACACAUUAGCACCAUCUAGCAUGCGUGACACUACCACUACAGAUGAGACACGUACCUCCGGCGGAUCAAAGAUGGUGAUGGACGUGGAGGAUACUCCGGCGGGGAGAACCGCCGCUACGCUGAAAGUUGCCGAUCAGCUGACCGGCCAGACAUUUAACGACGUUGGAAGAAUGGAUGUCGAAGGCAUUGCCGAGGUUGAAGCUAAGGAUGCCACAGGGAAGAAUGUUAAAGUGAAAUACUAAAAGUUGGGAUCUGAUUAAGAAUAUAUUUACUGGACAUUUUGGUAAUGUAUUUUGUGUAAUUUUCAAGUUCGUUGUGUUAUAUUUUUGUUUGUUUUACCAAGUCAAAUAUGUAUUAGUAUGAGAUUUCUGUUCGGUUUAUUUC